Messenger RNA from Blastomyces dermatitidis ER-3, 489 nucleotides. RefSeq lists its product as uncharacterized. The coding region runs from base 1 to 489 and encodes 162 amino acids. The transcript has a single exon. NCBI's taxonomy places the organism in Eukaryota, Fungi, Ascomycota, Eurotiomycetes, Onygenales, Ajellomycetaceae. The record is from RefSeq and is a predicted model, not a curated record.
AUGGACAACGAGUUUCUAGCCUAUGUCUCGCGGGACCUCUCACUUUCAUCUCCAUUCAUUUGCGUCGUACUAGUUAAUGGCACUGACGGCCGCGUAUCCCAAGGGAUUGAAGUUUCAGACGUUUCUUGGACCGUGGAGUUUAAGGAGCAACCCAACGUUAUAGCCUUCGCACUAGAAAGAAGAAAACAAAACAUCCUUAAUGCCAAAUAUCAUUUAAUAAUAAUAUUCGAGACGUAUGCACUCCAGCCAGAUGGACUGUUCGCCAUGACGUCGAGAGUUUCAUUUCUCCUGAAUAGUAGCGCAUCACCCGACGGAAUUUUUAUAUAUGUGGAUCCUUUCAGGCUUCUGGCAUUUGCUAUGAUUGAUACGACCAGCGAUUUUACGAUUCCUCAUGUACUGGAGCCCAGAAAAGUAUCUGACACUAAUAUUCUCAGCGAGGUUGAAGCGGCUCUAGGACCCAGGAGAGGAGGGACUGGAGGGGAGGAUUGA